Molecule: messenger RNA, 1560 nt
Organism: Harmonia axyridis
Lineage: Eukaryota; Metazoa; Arthropoda; Insecta; Coleoptera; Coccinellidae
Gene: Uba4
Product: adenylyltransferase and sulfurtransferase MOCS3
Exons: 7
Coding region: 108-1433 (441 amino acids)
Biological process (GO): tRNA wobble position uridine thiolation; protein urmylation
Cellular component (GO): cytosol; cytoplasm
Molecular function (GO): URM1 activating enzyme activity; thiosulfate-cyanide sulfurtransferase activity; adenylyltransferase activity
Source: RefSeq, a predicted model, not a curated record
AUGGCCUAUGUACAGAACAUUGUAUUUUAGGUUAGGUUUUAUAGUUUAAAUAUGAAUUGUUUUGUUUGAAAAUUUAUUGUAUAUUUAAAAUAAAAAAUUCUGAGACAAUGGCAAACAGCAACUUUUCUGACAUUCAGAACUUGGAGAAAGAAAUACAACAACUCAAAGAAAAGCUACAUGAAAAACAAAUUUUAUUGGAAAGUCUCAAACAAUCUGAGGAUAAAAAAUGUCGUUUCACCGAAGGCUUAACUACUGAAGAAGUAUCACGAUAUAGUCGACAAAUGCUUGUUCCAUGUUUAAGUUUGAAAGGACAAAUUAAAUUGAAGGAAUCUAGUAUUUUAAUAGUAGGAGCUGGUGGAUUGGGUUGCCCUGCAGCGCUCUACUUAGCUGCUGCUGGUGUAGGAACUAUCACUUUACUGGAUUAUGAUCAAGCUGACAUCACAAAUUUGCACCGACAAAUCUUACAUUCCGAGUAUUCAUUAGGUGUCAAUAAGGUGGAUUCAGCAGCUGAAAGACUCAAAAGCAUUAACAGUAAUGUUAAGGUCAUUCCUUUAUUGAUGUCUGCCGACAGCAAGUCUUUGAAAGAUCUCUUUUCCAAGAAUAAAUACGAUGUUGUUCUAGAUGGUAGUGAUAAUGUUGCUACCAGGUAUCUGCUUAAUGAUAUCUGCGUUUUGAAUAAUGUACCUCUGGUAUCUGGUAGUGCCCUUCAAAUGGAAGGACAGCUUACAGUUUACAAUUUUAAGAAUGGACCAUGCUACAGGUGCUUAUUUCCUAUUCCUCCACCACCUCAGACAGUGACAAAUUGCGGUGAUGGUGGGGUGCUUGGACCAAUUACUGGUACUAUUGGUGCUCUUCAAGCAUUAGAAACCAUUAAAAUUUUAACUGGCAUGGAUGAUGUUCUAUCAGGACGUUUAUUGUUAUUUGACGGAUCUGUUACACACUUUACCGAUGUUAAACUUAGGAAUAAAAAGGAAGACUGUGAUAUUUGUGGAAUAAACCCAAAAAUAAAAGAUUUGAUUGAUUAUGAACAAUUUUGUGGAUCCAGAGCUCAUGAUAAGGUUAUUAAUAUUGAUGUCUUGUCUAGAACUGAAAAUAUAAAUGUUCAUGAAUUUGCUUCUCUAGGUGAGAAUGAGAUUGUCUUGGAUGUUCGUCCCACAAUAGAAUAUGAAUUUUGCAAAUUGCCUAAUACCAUCAAUUUGCCAUAUUCCUAUAUAAUAAAUGAAAAAAAUUUCGAAGAUUUGACUAAAAUGAUGAAUUCCUAUAAGUCAAAAACAUCAAAGAUUUAUUUCUUAUGUAGAAGAGGAAAUGAUUCUCAGAGGGCUGUGAAAUUUGUUAAAAAUAUUCUUGCUGAUGAAUCCUUGAGUUUAUUUAAUAUUUCAGGAGGUCUUUAUGCUUACUCUAAAAAUAUAGAUCCUUCAUUCCCAAUUUAUUAAAAUAAAUUCAGUAUCUUCUUCUGAAAACUGACUGUGAAUGUUUAAAAUGUAAAUUUUUGAAUAAAAAUGAAAUCUGUACGGAAAUUUGUUUAACAAUCUUUUUAUAGAAAUAAAAAUCUAUAACAUA